Molecule: messenger RNA, 3208 nt
Organism: Linum tenue
Lineage: Eukaryota; Viridiplantae; Streptophyta; Magnoliopsida; Malpighiales; Linaceae
Source: the annotation of a GenBank genome assembly
AAGCAAGAAAAAGAUGAAAAGGAUCCAAAAAUCCAAUGGGGAUAAGAGACCGUUAAAACCAAAAAUAAAUUCCUCCCUCUCCCUGUUACUACAAGUCUUCAAGCAGGAUUCCUUGGCAGAAUCAUGAGCAACUUAUCAAUGGCCGCCGCCGUCGUCCCCUCCAUUUCCUCCGCCUCUUCUUAUUCUUCUUCCCUAAUUCUUCGUCCCUUCAAACUACUCCCUGCAACUAAACCCUCUUCGUCCUCCUCUGCUUUGUCCCUGGUCCUGACUUGCGCUGCUCCCUCCUCCAAGGAUGCUCGCGGCGGCAAACGAAAACCCACUUCCAGAAGGAGCAAGUACGGCACUUCUAGGAGGUCGACUCUCAAGAAAUCGUUCAAUCAAGAGCAGGUCGUGUUCACCGCUCCAGUCUCCCACGAACCCCAUGUAGGGAUUAUCGGAGGCGGCAUGGGCGGUCUGCUUUGUGCUCUCGGUUUGGAGCAAAGAGGGUUCAAGUCCACGGUUUUCGACACGGGGAUUCACGGGUUGGGAGGAAGAUUGGGGACGAGAACCAUUGUCGGUGGUGAUAAGGAACUUAUAUUCGAUCAUGCUGCUCAGUUCUUCACUGUAAGUGAUCCUGUAUUUGGUGACCUAGUAAAUGGUUGGUUGGCAAAAGGUCUGGUUGAAGAAUGGAAAGGUAGAGUUGGGGAGAUUGAUGCCGGUGGUGGUGGUGGAUUUGUGCCCUUCCCACCAAUCCCUCCAAGAUAUGUCGGUGUUAAUGGAAUGCGGUUUCUUGCAGACUCACUUCUCUCACAGAGUGAAAUGGUGAAUGUGGUGAGACCUUGCUGGAUAAGCAAGCUCGAGCCGUUCAAUGGGAUGUGGCACUUGAGUGAGAAUGGGAAGCCUUGUGGGCAGUUCGAUGUCAUUGUGAUUGCACACAAUGGGAAAUGUGCGAAUCGGUUGCUUGCUACAUCAGGCUUGCCCUUAAUUGCAAGACAAAUGAAGAAGCUUGAUUUAAGCUCGAUAUGGGCGCUGAUGGCGGCAUUUGAUGAUCCGCUUCCAAUACCGUUCGAAGGAGCAUUCGUGAGAGGAGUGGAUGCAUUGUCGUGGAUGGGUAACAACUCCGGGAAGCUUUCGAAAGGGAAACAAAGCCCCGAAUGCUGGACACUUUUCAGCACCGGAGCUUAUGGGAAGAGGAACAAAGUUCCACAGGAAAGCAUCCCAUGUGAAACAGCAGAGAAGGUGAAAGAGAGCAUGUUGGAAGGUGUAGAAGCCGCUUUAGGAAUGGAGAAAGGACAGCUGCAAAGACCAUCUUACACAAAACUCCAGCUAUGGGGUGCUGCUCUGCCGACCAACAGUCCAGGGAUCCCCUGCAUAUUCGAUCCCCAAGGAAGGGCUGGAAUCUGCGGGGAUUGGCUUCUCGGUUCAAACAUGGAGUCCGCCGCCUUAAGCGGCAUUGCUCUUGCUAAUCAUAUUGGGAAUUACUUGGAAACCGGCGGCGAAACACCUGCAGCCGCUGAAGAAUUCGGAAUCGGUCUGACCACGGAUUUCCCCCCGAUUCAAGGCCACGACAUCGGCCAGUUCUCUGGGUUGAAGAACAUACAACAACCUGUACAAGAUGCAUUGCAUUCUUCUGUAACAGUCACAGUGUAGUAGGAAGAAACAGCGCUAGUCUAGUUUUCCGCCAUUGUUUAUGCCGACGAGCUUCAGAAUUCAAUUGAGUUUAUAACAAUGGCGUGCCAGUUUUUUUUUUUUAACCUUUAAGAUACGAUGUAAUCCAAAGAAACAGCUCUAGGGUGAUUUUCCGCCAUUGUUGAUAUGGUCCAGCUUCGGAAUUCAAAUGAGUUGCUUACUUUGGGAGACGAGAAACAAUUCAAAUUCCCUGGAAAGAAAAGGCUUGGAAUUCACUUCAAUUGAGUUAAUACAGAACGUAAAACGAAACCCUAGCAAUGUUGAAACCCUAAAGUAAAAAAGCUCUGUUACAACCGAAACUAUUCAUUCUGAUACUUCUCAGCCCGCAAUUUACAACACUAAAUAUUGCCGUUCACCGCUCGCCUUCCCAAACAACAAUCAGUCCUACGACUCAUCAAACACAAAGAAUCUUCACUUCCGGGCCUUCCGCGUAGCAUUGGCUCUCUUCACUGGCUUGGCAGCGGCGGCAGCCUUCUUCGGCUUAGUCGCAGCCUUCUUCGACGGGGAAGUUACCGACGCUGUCUUCGCCUUCUUAGCCGACUUGGCAGCUGCUGGCUUGGGAGCCGGAGCCUUCCUCUUAGCUGGCGACUUGGCAGCUGGCUUACCUGCUGCUGCAGAUUUAGCUUUGGAAGCAGCGGCUUUAGGCUUUGGCUUGGCCUUGGCGGCUGCCGGUUUAGCUGCUGCCUUUGCAGGCUUGGUCUCGGUUUUGGCAGCUGGAGCCUUCUUCUUCGCUGGCGCCUUGGUCGUUGACUUAGCCGAAGCGGUUGUUGUUUUCGCCUUUGACGCGGCGGCUUUGGCUUUCGACUUCGGCUUCGGCUUAGCAGCAGUAGCCGCUUUGGCCUUGGGCUUUGCCACCGCCUUGGUCGUAGCAGCCUUCGGCUUGGCUGCUGCUUUGGAUUUCGCAGCAGGCUUCUUAACAGCAACCGGCGCGGCGGCGGCGGCGGUGGAGGAAGACCGAGACGGCAGCUUGAACGAGGCCUUCACUUUGACGAGCUUGCCGGAUGCGACGAGUCUCUUGGACUGAAUCAGAAGCAGCUUCCUGAAAUUCGACGGCAGGUUCUUGUGCUUGUCCUCGAUGCACUUGGCGAUGGCGAUCUGGCUCGAUCCAGUCCUCUCCUUCAACGUCUUAAUCGCUUCAGUAAUCAUCUGCAGAAAAACAUAAACGAACGACGGAACGUUAAGAAUCAGAUCCAGAAAACGGAAUCGAUCAGGAACAUUCAGUAUUCCGAUCACCGGAAGGCGGCGAUUAACGAGAUGUGAGAAGAAUUUUACCUCUUCGAAAGAAGGAUAGCUGCGAGCAGCCUUGGGCUUCUUAGCUGCAGCUGGCUUCUUCGCCUUGGGUGCUGCUUUGGCCUUGGAUGCCGGCUUGGAUGCGGCUUUCUCCUCCACCUGCGUCUCUUCUGGAACGGGCGUCGGCACGACGGGAGCUUCCGUUUCCGCCAUUGGAGUGCGAAGGAAUUAGAAUCAAAAAAUGGAAAGAGGAGAGAUGGAGGCGAGAUUACGAUUGAGGUUUCGUAGAGAGAGAAAAGGCGAAUGUGUG